Messenger RNA from Scomber japonicus (chub mackerel), 3266 nucleotides. RefSeq names its product protein phosphatase 6, regulatory subunit 3 (gene ppp6r3). Gene Ontology annotation, cellular component: cytosol; nucleus. Bases 354 to 3125 code for a protein of 923 amino acids. NCBI's taxonomy places the organism in Eukaryota, Metazoa, Chordata, Actinopteri, Scombriformes, Scombridae. The record is from RefSeq and is a predicted model, not a curated record. Gene Ontology annotation, molecular function: protein phosphatase regulator activity; protein phosphatase binding. The transcript is spliced from 25 exons.
GCCGCCAUCUUGAAAAGUGCCCUCCGAUGAUAUACCUUUUCGCGCCUGUCAGAAUCAGUUUUAAACGCUUUAUUUUCCUCGCCGGAAUUUUGUGUUAUCUCUGUAUUGGGUUUUGUAAAGCUCGGGGCUAAUGGCAAGAUAAGCUACAUGCUGGAGACUCGUCGUUUGCCGUUGUCUGUCGGUGUGUGCUGUUGAACUGCUGUAUGUGUGCCGUUUGUCAGUCUGUCCAUCACCGCUGUCUGCCUGCCUGUCCGUCCGGCUAGCCUGGAAUGGGCCACAACUCCCAAAGACUAGAACACACCUCUUUCUAACCUGAGCUCCGCCACCUGGACUCCAACAAACACACAGCCAACAUGUUUUGGAAAUUUGACCUCCACACCACGUCCCACAUCGACACGCUGCUAGAGAAGGAGGAUGUGACGCUGACGGAGGUCAUGGACGAAGACGACGUCCUGCAGGAGUGCAAGGCCCAGAACCACAAACUGGUGGACUUCCUGCUGAGACCACAGUGCAUGGAGGACCUGGUCACCUUCAUCACACAGGAACCCUGCACUGAUGUUGAGGAGAAGGUUAAAUACAAGUAUCCCAACAUAUCCUGUGAGCUGCUUACAUCAGAUGUGGGUCAGAUCAACGACAGACUGGGAGAGGACGAGAAACUGCUGAUGAAACUUUACAGCUUCCUCCAGAACGAGCCGCCUCUCAACCCGCUCCUGGCCAGCUUCUUCUCCAAGGUCCUGUCCAUCCUCAUUGGACGCAAGCCUGAACAGAUAGUGGACUUUCUGCGGAAGCGCGAGGAUUUCGUCGACUUGAUGAUCAAACACAUCGGGACGUCGGCCAUCAUGGACCUGCUGCUCAGAAUGCUCACCUGCAUCGAACCACAACAGCUACGACAGGAUGUACUCAACUGGCUGAAUGAAGAGAAGGUGAUUCAGAGACUUGUGGACAUGGUACAACCUUCUCAAGAUGAGGAUAGACACUCCAAUGCCUCCCAGUCGCUGUGUGAGAUCAUCAGACUGAGCAGAGACCAGAUGUUCCAGGUCCAGGGUUGCUCAGAGCCCGACCCACUACUGUCCACACUUGAAAAGCAAGAGACAGUGGAGCAGCUGCUGUCUAAUAUCUUCGACAAGGACAAGAAUGAUUCUGCAAUUGUCAGUGUUAUCCAGAUCCUCCUCACAUUGUUUGAGACAAGGAGACCAGCGUUUGAGGGUCAUAUGGAGUGUCCCCCUGGGAUGUCCCACCCGUCAUUCUCAGUCAACCACAGCAUCUUGGAGGCUGUAAGACCCCGACUCAAAGACUUCCACCAGCUGCUACUGGAACCCCCAAAGAAGAAUGUGAUGAAGACGACGUGGGGGGUGCUGGACCCUCCUGUGGGCAACACCAGGCUCAAUGUGGUCAGACUGGUGGCCAGUCUGUUGCAGAGCAACACACACAGCAUCAACACGGAGCUCAUUAACCUCAACACACUGGGAGUCAUACUAGACAUGUAUUUCAAAUACAUCUGGAACAACUUCCUCCACAUUCAGGUGGAGAUCUGCACAGCCAUGAUUCUGGCUAUGCCCCCUGCCCCCACUGACAUCCAACCAGAGACGGAGCAGGAACAUGCAAGAGAGAGCAUCCUCAUCAAACAUCUGUUUCAAAAGUGCCAGUUUAUACAGAGAAUUGUAGAUGCCUGGAGCUCCAAUGAGAAAGAACAGGCGGAAGGUGGUCGGCGACGAGGUUACAUGGGUCACCUCACCAGAAUAGCCAACUCUAUAGUUCAUAACUGUGACAAAGGCCCUAACGGACCGCAGAUACAACAGCUCAUCUCUGAGCUUCCAGCGGAGGACAGAGAGAAAUGGGAGGCCUUUAUUUCUGGGCAGCUGGCUGACACAAACAAGAGAAACACUGUUGACCUGGUGAACACACACCACAUCCACUCUUCAAGUGACGAUGAGGUGGACUUUAAAGACAGCGGCUUUCACCAGGACUCCUCUCUACAACAAGCCUUUUCUGAUUAUCAGAUGCAACAAAUGACGUCCAAUUUUAUUGAGCAGUUCGGCUUCAAUGAUGAAGAGUUUGCUGAUCAGGACGAUGUUGUGGAUAUUCCCUUUGAUAGAAUAUCAGACAUCAAUUUUUCUCUGAAUACAAAUGAAAGUGCAAAUAUAGCUUUGUUUGAGGCACGCUGUAAGGAGAAGAUCCAGCAGUUUGAAGAUGCUGGUUCAGAUGAGGAGGAUAUCUGGGAUGAAAAAGAUGUCACCUUCGCACCAGAGGCACAGAGACGCCCCAGGAGUUCGGGCAGCACAGACAGUGAAGAGAGCACAGACUCUGAGGAGGAGGAUGUGAAGAGAGAUCCAUUUGAAGCCCCCAACCCCAGCACCGAUGACAGAAUGGAGGUCGACACAGGGCCAGUGUGGACAGCCAACUUCGAUGACAUCCCCAUGGACACAGGUACCUCCACAGCUCCAGCUUCAAGCCCCAGCAACCCUGCUCCCUCCUCUCCUCUGUCCCCCUCCGCCACCUCCACAGAAGCCCUGUCAGAUUCAUCAUGGAGCUCCUCUCCUAAUGCUGCCUCCAGCACUGAAACAACAGGCUGGGCUGAUUUCUCCAACUUCACCCCCAUCAGUCCCAAAGACCCUCUGAGGUGCAACUCUCCUGUUGCCAUGGAAACCAGCAUAGAGACAGGGGACCCGCUGGGGGUCAAUGCACCCAUGCAGCCUGAAGAAUGUGACGGCUGGUUGGGAACCAGCGCGGCUUCACCCUCCUCCACCACCUCUAAGGAUUGUGGGAGAUCUAAAGCAGAGGAGGAAAUGACCUGCAACGAGCAGCGUAGCAUCACAGAGACGGUCAUCAACGGCUCCAUGAAAGAAACAGUCAGUCUCACUGUCGACGCCAAGACUGAGACCGCCGUCUUCAAAAGUGAUGAAGAGAAGAACACCUCUUCAGACAAAUACUCAGCAGGGGAGUGUCAGGAUUCAGAGAGGACAGGAGUCAACAGCUCAGCCGCUGCCUGCUGUCCCAAAACAGGUGAGAAGUGUCGGUCUACUGCGGAGCUUCCCAAUGGUCCUCUAGAGGACAUGUCAGCCAUAGAGGAGGCCAAAUUGGACCAGAGUGCGUCCUCAGAGCCAACCGUCAACGGGCCGGCGUGAAGGUCGCCUAGUGACAGCCAAUGGCCAGCCUGUUCUGCCAUGCAGGGCCCUCCUCCUGGCCAUUCAGCGGAGGCCACUGCUCAGAGCUGUACCAAUCACACGCCCCCACCAGGACCAGCAAUACUCCCAUCGGCUCAUCAC